This is a messenger RNA of Lottia gigantea (owl limpet), 438 nucleotides long. RefSeq lists its product as hypothetical. The coding region runs from base 1 to 438 and encodes 145 amino acids. The record is from RefSeq and is a predicted model, not a curated record. The transcript has 3 exons. Gene Ontology annotation, molecular function: acyltransferase activity. NCBI's taxonomy places the organism in Eukaryota, Metazoa, Mollusca, Gastropoda, Lottiidae.
AUGCGACACCAUAAAAGAGAAAUUUUGGAAGGUUUAGACAGAAUAGUUGCUUUCUUGGAAAAGGAUGAAGAUAGGUACGCCUUAAUGAAAGAUGCAAUUCUUUCCCAAUCUAAUUAUAUGAAGGAUGCAAUACAAGGUUAUGGCAUUGACCUCCAUAUACUGGGACUACGAGAAUCAGCGAAAGAAUUAGAUAUUCCUGUGCCAUCUUUAUUUACUGAUGAUGGUUACAAGACAUUUAAUUAUUUUAAGCUGUCCACAAGUCAGGUAGCAACAAGGAAUAUGAUAGGUGUUUGCUAUGGUGCUGUUGUUCCAGAUAUAUUUAAGAUUCAAAUCAACUCCCCAAAAUGGUGCAUCUGUCCCUUAAAUAUCGAGAAAGCAUCAUUCAUCUAUUUAAUCUUGCCAAUUAUUAAAACUGUAGCCCUGUCCAAUUUGAUUUAG